This is a messenger RNA of Coffea eugenioides, 1524 nucleotides long. RefSeq names its product disease resistance protein RPM1-like. Gene Ontology annotation, biological process: defense response to other organism. The record is from RefSeq and is a predicted model, not a curated record. Lineage: Eukaryota; Viridiplantae; Streptophyta; Magnoliopsida; Gentianales; Rubiaceae. Gene Ontology annotation, molecular function: protein binding. The coding region runs from base 1 to 1524 and encodes 507 amino acids. The transcript is spliced from 2 exons.
AUGAUUCUUCAUGGCUUUGGCGGCGAGGUAGAUGGUAGCGGUGAGCUUGACAGAAUUAGAAGGAUACUCUUACUCAGUUACAACGAUUUGCCUCACUAUCUCAGAAGCUGCCUAUUAUAUCUAAGCAUCUAUUCUGAAGAUUAUCCAAUUAGGAAUGUCGAUAGUUUACUUUAUACAUGGAUAGCACUGGGAUUUAUAGAAGAGAAAGAAGGAAUGACAGCCACUGAUAUUGCUAUGCGAUAUCUAAAAGAACUCAUCAACAGAAGCUUAAUCCAAGUUAAAGACACAUGGGCUGAUGGCAAAUUGAAGGAAUGUGGUCUUCAUGAUUUUCUGCGUGAAAUCAUUGUUUCAAAAUCUAAAGAGCAGAGCUUCACAGCCAUAAUCACUGGAUAUUGCACAAGAUGGUCUGACAAAGUUCGACACCUGGCAAUCCAUAACUUCACUGAUAACCCUCCACAAGGCUUCAGCAGCUUAAAGUGUCUUCGAUCCGUGGAAAUAUUCGGGUAUGAAGAUCCUCUCACAACUUCAUUUUUGUCCAAGUUUUUAUGUGGUGGUCCCAAGUUCCUAAAGGUUUUAAAUUUGAGGGGAGCUGAACUGGACAACAUCCCAAAGGAAGUUUUCAAACUAUUUCAUCUCGAGUAUCUGGAUCUAAGUGGCACCAGAGUUAAAAUCAUUCCAAAAUCUAUUGGGCAGCUUCAAAACCUAGAAUUUUUAAUUCUGGAAGACACUCAUAUAAUGGAGUUGCCUGUGGAAAUUCUAAAGCUGAGGAAACUCCGUUCCCUUGUCGUAUGCAGAAUGGGUGAUUAUUCAAAUAACUUUUCAAUUUGGGGCUUUAAAUCUCCGGAUGGAAUUGGAAAGCUUACUUCCUUGGAGAGUUUGGGAUUUAUAGAAGCAGAUAGUGGUAAAAUAGUAAGGGAGAUUGGGAAGCUCAUUCAGUUGCGGAAAUUAUGGAUCACAAAGCUGAGAAGAGAAGAUGGAAAGGAGUUGGUCUCCUCCCUCUUGAGGCUGACCAACCUUCGAGAGUUAUACAUCUUCUCCAUUAAAGAAGAGGGGACUCUUGAUCUCCAACAUUCCGUCUCUCCCAGACUUGGAUUUCUUACGAGGCUAUCGUUGAGUGGGCGUUUAGAGAAAGUACCGGAAUGGGUAAUAUCACUUCAAUCCUUGCGCACUUUAGCCUUGCAGAAUAGGGAGACAUUGUGUUUUAAGGCUGGAGGAUUCCCAAAACUCAAGGAAUUAGGCCUUGUGCAAUUAAAAAGACUGAAAUGGGUAAGAGUGGAAGAGGAAUCGAUGCCCAAUCUCCAACAGUUUUUUAUCCUCGGUUGCAAGCUUAUGGAGGGCCUGCCUUUGGGCCUCCAAAACUUGACCAAGCUUAAUGUUCUUGCGUUGGCUGAUAUGUCUGAUGAGCUAAUCCACGAAGUACAGAAUUUGGAUAAAGAAAGUGAAGAUUAUCAGACAAUUUCUCAUAUCCCUCAAGUUGGCAUUGGACGCUGGAUAAAUGGUGAAUGGAAAACAGAGUUUCUCUAA